Molecule: messenger RNA, 2037 nt
Organism: Caenorhabditis remanei
Lineage: Eukaryota; Metazoa; Nematoda; Chromadorea; Rhabditida; Rhabditidae
Exons: 8
Coding region: 1-2037 (678 amino acids)
Molecular function (GO): oxidoreductase activity
Source: RefSeq, a predicted model, not a curated record
AUGCGUUGGACACCAAUUUUGGCGCUCUUAUUAUGCGCAACGAUAAUUUCUGUUUUGGCUGUAAAAUCAACGACGAAAAAAGGAGGAAAUGUAGUUGGAGGGACUGCCGUGAAACGACCAAUGGUGAAGAAAGUUCCGAUGGCAAAUAAGAAUAUUCAAAGAUUGAAUCAAAAGAGAUGGAGAGAACCACCAAGAGAUUGUUCAGAUGCACCAAAACAUUUGAAGCAAACUUGUUUGAUGAUUCGUCGAAUGGAUCUCGCUACACGCCGUCGUUUGGCUCGUCAAUCUGUCCGUCAGACCCGUCCAAAUCAAGUUCCAAACUGGCUUCAACCUAUUCCAGUGCCAGCAAAUGCUCGUGGACAAGCUGCUUAUCACCCAUAUGAUUGCAUGACUCUUCUCUGCUUGUGCCCAUUUUUCAAUGGAAGAAAUGUGAAUGGACAAUGCGUUUUGUCAAAUGGUGUUGUGUUGCAAAUGUCGUGGAGAAAGGAGUAUCGUAUGAUGAGUGAAGAUGAGAGAAGAAGAUGGCACAAUGCAUUGAAUACAUUGAAGAGAAACGGAGAGUACGAUCGCCUUUCACGCCAGCAUUUAGAAGUUGGAGUAGGAUCAGGCGCUCAUUCUGGACCAGGAUUCCUUCCAUGGCAUAGAGAAUACUUGAAGAGAGUUGAAAUUGCCCUCCGAAUGGUUGAUCCACUUGUAUUCAUUCCAUAUUGGGAUUCUGUUAUGGAUUCAUAUCUUCCUGAUCCAAGAGAUUCAAUUCUUUUCUCUGAUUUGUUUGUUGGAGGCACUGAUUACUAUGGAAAUGUGAUCACUGGACCAUUUGCUUACUGGAGAACAAUUGAAGGAAGAUCAACUAUUUUGAGAAAUCUUGGAGCCGAAGGGCAACUUUUCAAUGAGAAUCAAGUCAACACAAUUGUUGCUCAGAAUACAAUUGAGAACACUUUGGCCUACACUGCUCCACAACCAGGUUGCCCAUAUCCAAAUAACUAUGGAGCCAUUGAAUAUUCUCACUCGAACAUUCAUCUUUGGAUCGGAGGAGACAUGAAACCACCAAGCACUUCUGCCAAUGAGCCAAUCUUCUUCAUGCAUCACUCAUUCGUCGACUAUCUUUGGGAACUCUGGCGUCAACUUCAACAACCAAGAUGGCUCCGCGAGCAAGCAUACUCUGCUGAUCACCCAACAUGUGCCAACUGGCAACAUUUCAGUUAUGCUCCAAUGAGACCUUUCCCAUAUUUGGUUAACAGAGAUGGACUCUCCAAUUCGUACACCGACCAGAUGUACCGUUACGCUCCACGUGCCACAUGCUCCCAUCAGAGACCAAACUGCGGAUCCCCUUACUUGUUCUGUGAUACCAGAGGAUAUCCACAUUGUGUCUCAAAGAUCAGAUUGAAUGGAAAUUGUCGUGGAUUCGAGCAAAACGAUGCCUGUUACGCUUCAAGAUGUUGGUGGGGAAGAUGUGUAAAUGCUAACUUUGCUGCUGCUCGUAUGAAGGGAGCUCGUACCCAUUCCAACUCUACUCUGAUUGACCUCGAACUUGCAAACAAAGUGACUGUAAAUGGAACUAAAGUUGAACGUGUCCCCCUUGUCAAGCGAAUUUCCGUCAAAAUGACAGCUCCUCUCUUCGUUGACUGCUACAACCGUAUGCCAUGCUGUGAUUCGUGGGCAAAGACUGGAGGAUGUCAACGUGAACCAGAAUUCAUGAGUCAAUACUGUCAAGCCAGUUGUAACACUUGCACUCCAUCAUACAAUACAACGGAUUCUUGCACUGAUAGACAUGUUAAUUGUGUUGCAUGGAAGGCCGACAAGAUGUGUUCUGGAAAAUCAGCUGAUUUCAUGUCAGAGAAUUGUAGACAUAGCUGUGGAAAGUGUGAACUGGCAAGAGAUUCUCAAUGCUUCAAGAAUGGAAAGAUCAUCUCCAUUCCAGUUUCCCAAAAUCUUCGUGAAUCAAUUUCCGAUUCUCUAAUGUCAGAAGUCACGAACCGAAUCAAAAAAGUCAAGAAACAAGAGAUUGAUGCUACGAAAAAAGUUCGUCAUGGUUAG